CAACGUUUGUUAGACACAGCAAAACACUUUACCUUAGCAAAUACCAAAGUUUGUAACACUUUUUUUCUUCCCCCUUUUUUUUGACAUGUCCUCCUGGGAAGUUAUGGCUGGGCAUUUUGGGGGUUGGGGUGCCCUUGGAGAGGGCUGGAGGAAAGGUCCUUGGACUGCUGAAGAAGAUAAGCUGCUCAUUGAUUAUGUUAGGCUACAUGGAGAAGGAAGAUGGAACUCUGUUGCUAGGCUUGCAGGGUUGAAAAGGAAUGGGAAAAGCUGCAGAUUGAGAUGGGUGAAUUAUCUAAGGCCAGACCUUAAGAGGGGACAAAUAACCCCACAUGAGGAGAGCAUAAUCCUAGAGCUACAUGCUAGAUGGGGUAACAGGUGGUCUACAAUUGCCCGAAGCUUACCGGGAAGAACUGACAAUGAGAUCAAGAACUACUGGAGGACCCAUUUCAAGAAAAAGGCAAAGUUAGCCCCUGAUAACUCUGAGAAGGCGAAAGCUCGUCUUCUUAAGAAGCAACAAUUUCAGCAACAACAGCAGCAACAACAGCAAGAACAAUUGCAGCAGCAGCAGCAGCAACAACAACUGAAUCAGUUGGACAUUAAAAAGAUCAUGUCCCUGCUCGAGGAAAACGAGCAGAAAGCAGCAGCAUAUGUGCCCCAGACGACGCAGGAAAUGACAUCUGCAUAUAUCAGUAAUGCUACAUCUGAACAAGAACAGGGCUUUUUCUACUCCAUGAUGAUGAUCAAUGGCAAUACUAUGACCUUCAACCCUGCUGAUCAAGCCUGCAAUGAGGAAAUCAUGUGGGAUGGCCUAUGGAAUUGGGAUGAUGUCCAUGGCACUUUUGGUGCUUCCUGCGCAACAACCACCAAAGCUAAUUUCCACAAUCUAGUCACCCCCACUCCCUCCUGUUAAAUUUCUUUUGAGUACUUCUGAUUUUCUGAACUGUACUAUAUUAGUCUUCCACUACUAGUACUCUUUCAUCAGAUGACUAAAGAGAGCUCUUAAACCAAGACCACUGAAUUUACUGCAAAAUCAAGGUGUGAAAUUUGAGUCUGAUUAUGAAUCAUGAUGUACCUAAUUAAUAAUAAACUUGUACAAUUUUG
Molecule: messenger RNA, 1101 nt
Organism: Rubroshorea leprosula
Lineage: Eukaryota; Viridiplantae; Streptophyta; Magnoliopsida; Malvales; Dipterocarpaceae
Source: the annotation of a GenBank genome assembly